CGCCGCUGGCUUGGCGACAUGGCAAUUGUGUACCCAUCCGCGGCCCAAUAUAAGGAGGGUCGCCGCGCCCUGCACCACACACCACACUCUCCCUCCAUCACUAGCACCAUCCUCUCCUCGUCCUCCUCCUGCUGCGUCAUGAAGUGUGCUGUGGCGUCGGUAGUGGUGGUGGUGGUGGCGGCGGCGGCGGCGCUGGGGGAGGCGCGGCCCUCCGACACGGUGUUCAACUACGAGGGCGAGGACCACAAGCACUACCAGAAGGGAGAGACCGGCAGGAAGGUGGAGGGCUACUACAGCUGGUUCUCGCCUGAGGGGCAGGAGUUCUACGUGCAGUACGUGGCGGACGAGCUGGGCUACCGCGUGCUGGAGUCCAACGCGCUGCCCGUCAGCUCCUGGGGCGCCCACGCCGGACGGACACCAGGGUAAUCUCGACGGCGAUGCCCAUGCCGCCCACUGACCACCCCGCGUUCCCUGUCCGCCCACACCUAUUGAUCUUCUGCGUCCCCUGCUCGCCCACUAACCCUCCUGUGCCGCCCACCCAUCCACUGACCCCCGCCCGCGCUGUCUUCCCAGCCGCCCAUCCACUGCGACCAGUUGGGGCUUGGCGGACGCGGUCACUCGCGCCCACAGAGGCCACACUCUGGUCCUGGCGGCUCAGCACAGUACAUGGCGCUUCAUGAAAUAAACACUCAGCAGCA
Molecule: messenger RNA, 698 nt
Organism: Scylla paramamosain (green mud crab)
Lineage: Eukaryota; Metazoa; Arthropoda; Malacostraca; Decapoda; Portunidae
Source: RefSeq, a predicted model, not a curated record